Messenger RNA from Ciona intestinalis (vase tunicate), 1682 nucleotides. The record is from RefSeq and is a predicted model, not a curated record. NCBI's taxonomy places the organism in Eukaryota, Metazoa, Chordata, Ascidiacea, Phlebobranchia, Cionidae.
UUUGUUGAUACUUGGUAAAACUAGCUGUCAGCCAAACAAAAUUUUAUUAUAAUUUUUUCAAUUCCUAGGACACGAAGUCGAAGAAAUGUCGCCGCAGUAGAACCGUGUUCACUGAGUUACAACUAAUGGGGCUGGAACGAAAGUUUGAACAGAAGAAGUAUUUGUCAACACCAGAUCGUAUGGAACUCGCAGAAACAUUGGGCCUUACUCAACUACAAGUGAAGACUUGGUAUCAGAACAGAAGAAUGAAGUGGAAAAAACAGAGCCAACUAAACGGGUCCAUUGUCGACUCACAACUGAAGCCAAAAGGUCGGCCUCGGAAAUCCCCUGAACCAGAACCAAAACUACGACAAAACGUUGUCGAGAAAAUAGUCUCCAACGUGAACAGCAGCCUCAUGCAAUCUUCCGAUCAUGUGAUUAAUGAAACGGAGAAUUAACGGAAAUUUAAAGAACUUGAUGUUCCAUAAUGAUGACAAUUUUAUGAACCUAACACAAAAAAAUUCUUCGUCAAGGCUUUAAACAAUUUACAAUAUAAAAACACAUCAAGCUCUUAUACAUGGCCCAUUUAUUUCAAUUUUCUAUCACAUUAAGUUUUGUUUUUAUUGGUGACAGUUAAGUAUAUUCUCCAACCCCUAACACAUUGGAUUAUCACACUGAUUGGGUAUAUUUACCACACAGUGCCUUGCCUCUACACCACGUUACACACAGUAUACACAUAGUUGCCUUUAUGACAAGUUCCAUGUUCACUUUAUUUGUGUUUUAAUUACUUUAGGGUUACUGCCUAUAUAAGUGUUUCCUUGUCAGUAUUUUAAUUACAACAUGUUACCUAAUAUUGAACAAGUCAGUGCUACUCAAACUAAACGUUGAAAGCAAAUUGCUUUUAAUGCAUGUUAACAAUGUCUGGGUGUUGAAGUAAUUGGCAACUCUGGUCUAAAUCCCAAGUCCAAUGGCGUGCCAAGCUGUGGGACCUCACCCAUUUAGAAUAGUCAAAAAUAUUAAACGCACAUGCAUUUAUUUUAAUAUUAAAACAAAAAAAAUAUCUUAAAUUAAUUGGCCAGUAAGUAACUACCUACUUUUAUAUAGUGACAUAAACCCCAGUUUGAGUAGCAAUGCAUCGACCAACCUGCCUUUUAUAUUUAAAGAGUUCAGUUUUUAAUCAAUUUUUACCGAUUUCUACAAUAAAUUUUAAAAGCGAAACAUUUUGUCUCUAGACAGAUACAAAUAUGUCGUACAAAUCCAAAGAAUUUAGGAGUUAUCCAGCGAACCCCUAACCCCUAUUUUAGCACCUGUUGUAGCCAGACAAGCGGAAAAUCUCGCUCACAAAUUGCGGCACGUUAUCCCCAUUACUACUCUAUGACCUCAUAAAGUGCAUUGUUGUAACAAUGGACACGUGUUUGUGAUGUCAAUUGCAUACUAGAACAGGAAAUAAUAGACAACAAGGGCAACUGGUACAUAACAACCCAUAAUCAUGUACUUGGGUGUUUUGAUACCAAAUUUGUACAUUACCUAAGUACAUACAACACUAUCAAAGGCUAAGGGAAGAUUAUAUUUACCAUAGCAUUACACAGGUGGAAGUGGGCACCGGGCACGCCCACAAUAAAAGUCCCCUUUUUUCAGUGACUAUCCUUCUAACAAAAUAUGGGCAUAUUAUGAAAAUGCCAUACAGCCAUACUGUUUAAAAA